CACCCCCCCCACUUCUUCCAUCAACCCUCAUUUUAAGCCUUCCCCCCUCUCCCCCUCUCUCCCUCAAACUAUACCUCUCCAUUUCUCUCUCUCUCUCUCUCUCUCUCUCUCGCCGGAGUGAGUUGAAUAUAACCGUUAUACAUGGCUGAGGAACACGAGAAGCCUGCUGCCUCUGCUGUGGAGGCACCGUGUGAGGUGGCGGUGGUGGAGUCGGAGGCACCGCCUGCCGAGAAGUCUGUGACCGAGAAGGAAGCUGUGCCGGAGCCGGAGGCGGAGGCCAAGCCUGCCGUGGAGGUCGUUGAGGAGGCGGAGAAGCCUGCCAAGGCUGAGGAAGAGGUUGAUCCUAAAAUCGUCGCUCAGUCGGUUUCGUUCAAGGAAGAGAGCUACGUUGUUGGUGAGUUGCCCGAGCCGCAGAAGAAGGCUCUGGAGGAGCUGAAGCAGCUCAUCCAGGAGGCCCUCAACAAGCACGAGUUCACCGCGCCGCCGACUCCGCCGCCGGUUAAGGAGGAGGAGAAGCCGGCUGUGGAGGAAGAUAAGAAAGAAGAAAAGAAGGAGGAGGAAAAAGCUGCCGAGCCUGAGGCCCCUGCCCCUGUUUGUGAAGCAGAGGCACCAAAAACUGAAGAAGCUCCAGAAGCUUCCAAGUGCGAGGAAGUGAAACCAGAGGAAGAAGUGAAAGAAGAGAAGAUCGUUGUUGUGACUGAGGUGGUUGAGACUGUUACCAAGGUUGACGAUGACGGCGCCAAGACUGUGGAGGCGAUUGAGGAGACCAUAGUGGCCGCAGUCCCUACUCCGGCGGCGGCGACCGAAGAACCAGCCAAAGAAGCUGAAGCGGCAGUCGAGGCGACUCCAACGGCGGAGGAGCCGAAAAAAGAAGCGGAAGAGGCCCCGGCUGCUCCUCCGGUGGAGCCAGAGGAGGUCUACGUCUUUGGAAUCCCGAUUCUGGGUGACGAGCGCAGCGACGUCAUUCUGCUCAAGUUCCUGAGGGCUAGGGAUUUCAAGGUGAAGGACGCCUUCGCCAUGAUCAAGAACACCGUCAAGUGGCGCAAGGAGUUCGGGAUCGACGCCCUGCUGGAAGAGGAGCUCGGAAGCCACUGGGAGAAGGUGGUGUUCACUCACGGCGUCGACAAGGAAGGCCACCCUGUGUGCUACAACGUGUUUGGUGAGUUCCAGAACAAGGAGCUGUACCAGAACACGUUCACUGAUGAAGAGAAACGGUCCAAGUUCAUCAAGUGGAGGAUCCAGUUCUUGGAGAAGAGCAUCAGAAAAUUCGACUUCAACCCUACCGGAAUCUCCACCAUCGUUCAGGUCAACGAUCUCAAAAACUCUCCCGGACUCUUCAAGAGGGAGCACAACCAGGUCACCAACCAGGCUCUUGAAUUGCUUCAGGACAACUACCCUGAGUUUGUUGCCAAACAGGUGUUUAUCAAUGUGCCAUGGUGGUACCUUGCUUUCAAUAGGAUGAUCAGCCCCUUCCUGACCCAGAGGACCAAGAGCAAGUUUGUGUUUGCUGGUCCAUCCAAAUCCGCCGAGACCCUAUUCAAAUACAUAGUUCCAGAACAUGUGCCAGUUCAGUAUGGUGGUCUAAGCAAGGAAGGCGAGUGUGAAUUCACCACAGCCGACCCUGUCACAGAGGUUACUGUAAAACCAGCUUGCAAACACACCGUUGAAAUCCCAGUUUCUGAGAGUGGGGUUCUUGUUUGGGAAGUGAGAGUAUUGGCUUGGGAUGUGAGCUACGGAGCCGAGUUUGUGCCAAGUGCUGAGGAUGCUUACACAAUCAUAUUGCAAAAGACUAGAAAGGUUGCCCCAAGCGAUGAGCCAGUGAUCUCGAACAGCUUCAAGAUCGGCGAGCCAGGGAAGGUUGUGCUCACCAUUGACAACCAAAGUUCCAAGAAGAAAAAGCUCCUCUACAGGUCCAAGACCAAGCCUUCCUCUGAUUAAAAAGCGUGCUGAUGAAAGUUCUUCAUUCCUAGCUGUCUUGGCGGUCCACAUUUCCGAUCAAAUACAAGACAGCUUAAAGUGCAGUACUGCAGAAUAAACAGUGGUUCUUUGCUAUUUAAAUACAGGGUUAAUUUUUUGUUCUUUUGGUUGUUGAUAUUUAUUUUCGUUUUUUGGAAUGAAAGAAGAAAAAAGUUAUGGGAUUCAUAUUUAUUUUAGUGUAUGGGGAGAAAUAUAUUUGUUAUUCUGUUUUGGACCUUUGGAAGGAUUGGAUACCUGUGGUGGGGAAAACAUUUGACGUAUAUAUAUGUUUAGGGAUGGGGACAUGUGUAUGGACUUGGGACACAAACUCUGUUUCUAUUCUUGAUACUGCCUGUAAAAUCUGUGUAAAUUUGGUUGGUACCUUCAUUCUCUUCCUUUAUAGAUGUUUGGUCAUUUUUA
Rosa rugosa (rugosa rose) is the source of this 2376-nucleotide messenger RNA. Its product is annotated as patellin-3-like. The record is from RefSeq and is a predicted model, not a curated record. Gene Ontology annotation, molecular function: lipid binding. The coding region runs from base 142 to 1938 and encodes 598 amino acids. Lineage: Eukaryota; Viridiplantae; Streptophyta; Magnoliopsida; Rosales; Rosaceae. The transcript has 4 exons.